This is a messenger RNA of Epinephelus moara (kelp grouper), 2563 nucleotides long. RefSeq names its product ER degradation enhancer, mannosidase alpha-like 1 (gene edem1). Gene Ontology annotation, molecular function: calcium ion binding; mannosyl-oligosaccharide 1,2-alpha-mannosidase activity. Gene Ontology annotation, biological process: mannose trimming involved in glycoprotein ERAD pathway; carbohydrate metabolic process; endoplasmic reticulum mannose trimming. Gene Ontology annotation, cellular component: membrane; endoplasmic reticulum. The record is from RefSeq and is a predicted model, not a curated record. NCBI's taxonomy places the organism in Eukaryota, Metazoa, Chordata, Actinopteri, Perciformes, Serranidae. The transcript has 12 exons. Bases 121 to 2037 code for a protein of 638 amino acids.
CGUACGGGGCGGAAUCGCCACAACCUGUGUGCUUGUAGUUUAGCCUGGGUUUCACAUUCGUUCACCCGUCGGACGUGUGUGGACUUAAAUUAUGCUUUUAAAGACCGAGCCGGGGCAAAGAUGCAAUGGAGGUCAAUAGUAGUUGGUCUGGUCGUAUUGAGACUGUCCCUCAGCUGUGUGCUGUGGCUAGCUUUCGGACUGGGACCUAACGUUAGCUGCGGGUUCAACUUCCCACUCAGUUUCAGUUUGCACAAAUUAGACCUGUUAUUCAGGGACGAAAAAGGGACCGACCCGAGGGCUAACUCGUGGUCUCAGCGAAUACACGGCCACAGACAUGAGGAGGUGGCGACCACCUGUGCGAAGGUGGGAGAGGGGUCCCACAGGAGAUCCUACCUGAGCUUCUUCGAUGGCAACAAGGACGAGUACGUGCGGAGAUACAGCUCAUUCCCAGAUACCCUGAAAGCCAAAAUGAAGGACAUGGCGAAGGAAAUGUUUUAUUUCGGGUAUGACAAUUACAUGAAACAUGCCUUUCCCGAGGACGAGCUGAAUCCCAUUGACUGUGAGGGGAGGGGACCAGACGUGCAAAACCCGUCGAACAUCAACAUAAAUGACGUUUUGGGGAACUACUCCCUUACACUGAUUGACACCUUAGACACCCUACUGGUGCUCGGCAAUGUGACAGAGUUCCAGAGAGCUGUCAAGCUGGUUAUAGAUACUGUAUCUUUUGACAAGGACUCCACUGUGCAAGUUUUCGAGGCAAACAUCAGGAUCCUGGGAAGCCUUAUCUCAUCUCACAUCCUGCUGACGGACCCAAAACAUCCAUUCGGCAAGGUCAGCUUUGACGGUUACGAUAAUGAGCUGCUUCACUUGGCUCAUGACUUGGCUGUCCGCUUACUGCCGGCCUUUGAGAACACCAGCACAGGCAUUCCUUACCCCAGGGUGAACCUAAAGACUGGAGUUCCUGCUGAUAGCAUCAAUGAGACGUGCACUGCAGGAGCCGGGUCCCUGCUGGUGGAGUUUGGGAUUUUGAGCCGCUUGAUUGGAGAUUCCACAUUUGAGUGGGUGGCCAGACGAGCUGUCAGAGCUCUGUGGAACUUGAGGAGCAACGAAACCGGUCUGUUAGGGAAUGUAGUAAACAUCCAAACAGGCCAGUGGGUGGGCAAGCAGAGUGGUCUUGGAGCCGGUAUGGACUCCUUCUAUGAGUAUUUGCUGAAAUCGUACAUCCUUUUUGGUGAGAAAGAGGACUACAGGAUGUUCCAAGCUGCUUACGAGAGCAUUCAGAACCACAUGAGGAGAGGGAGAGAGUCGUGUAAUGAAGGAGAGGGUGACCCGCCUCUCUAUGUUAAUGUGAACAUGUUCAGCGGUGAGAUAAUGAACACCUGGAUUGACUCCCUCCAGGCCUUCUUCCCUGGGCUGCAGGUGCUGAAUGGGGAUGUAGAUAAUGCAAUUUGCCUGCACGCCUUCUACUAUGCCAUCUGGAAGCGCUUUGGGGCUCUGCCAGAGAGAUACAACUGGCAGCUGCAGGCUCCUGAUGUGCUCUUCUACCCCUUAAGGCCAGAGCUGGUGGAGUCAACCUAUCUGCUGUACCAGGCGACCAAAAAUCCUUUCUAUUUGCAUGUUGGAAUGGAUAUUCUUCAGAGCCUUGAGAAAAAUGCCAAAGUCAGAUGUGGGUACGCCACUCUCCACCAUGUCGUGGACAAAUCCAAAGAGGAUCGCAUGGAGAGCUUCUUCCUCAGUGAGACAUGCAAAUAUCUUUACCUGCUGUUUGAUGAGGACAACCCACUUCACAAAUCCGAUAACAAGUACAUCUUCACGACAGAGGGCCACGUUGUGCCUAUAGAUGAGCGUUUCAGGGAGAAACAGUGGAAUGACUUGUCUCCUUGUGAAGAGGGAGUGCUGGCAGCACGAGAGCCAAACAACAGGCCACCACCGAGCAAUGACAGCAACUGCGAUAGGAUUCCUGAGGAGCGACGGUACACUCUGCCAUUAAAGAGCGUCUACAUGAGGCAGAUCGAUCACAUGGUGGGACUUUUCUGAGUAAGAGGAUGCAUGUGGUGAUAUUGACAUGAACAACAGACCUUCAGUACACACCCCCCCUCAGGUGCAGAUGUGGAUCCACUGUCGGUCAAAAUCCUCGUCCCGUCUGCUCCGCUGCUCAGGAUCCAGACAGGAAACUGACACUAAAGGAAACCUGAGAAAGCAGCUUGAUUACUUGCUGUAUUAAUUAAACGUGUGUGUGGUUGUUUUCGCUCUUUGAUGGGUGAGCAUGUGGUCAACUAAGGUGAACAACUUUUUCUCUGGAAAACGAGUAGUCGUGCUCCAGUACUUAUUGCCCGGUGACAAAUUGAGACUGUGUGAGUGGAUUUUAGAAUUGCUGGUGUGUUUUUGUCUGUUAAGGUGUUUGUUCAGGUGUGAGUGUACCAAUGUGUGUUUUUUGUGUGUAUGCUUAUUUGAAAUUACAGCUGAGCUGUGAAUCAUAUUGUGUUUAUGGGAACAGUGCCAUCUAGCCACACAUAUGUACAGUGUAUUGCCUAUAAAAACACUUGCCUCUGUAUAAACAUGA